Bombina bombina (fire-bellied toad) is the source of this 4022-nucleotide messenger RNA. It is a transcript of the gene LAMC2, whose product is annotated as laminin subunit gamma 2. The coding region runs from base 188 to 3703 and encodes 1171 amino acids. Lineage: Eukaryota; Metazoa; Chordata; Amphibia; Anura; Bombinatoridae. The record is from RefSeq and is a predicted model, not a curated record. Gene Ontology annotation, molecular function: extracellular matrix structural constituent. The transcript is spliced from 23 exons.
CACAGAAGGGUUGGGCUGUUAAUCACAGUAUGAGUCAGAACAUUAGAUCUGUCUGUAAUGAGUCAGGUUACAUAGAGCUCAUAAAACACACACCUGGGGGGCCCUCAUUCAGAGUUAACAAGGGCAAGACAUCAGAUCAGUAGCCCAAACCCCCAAAGUAUUAGAGAGGGGGCCUUUCUUCUUCAUUAUGCCGUGUACGUGGGGAUGCCAAGCAGUGCACCUGCCUCUCCUGCUCCUACUAUCAGUGAUCGCUGGGACCUCAGGCAGAGAAGUCUGUAACUGCAGUGGCCGUUCUCAGCAGUGCGUAUUUGAUGCGGAUUUGCUGGCACAGACAGGCUCCGGCUUUCGUUGUAUCAACUGUAAUGGAAACACAGAGGGGCCCCAUUGUGAAAGCUGUAAGAUUGGGUACUACCCAUUGCCAGGGGGAGACUGUGCACCCUGCAACUGUCAUGCCACAGGUUCUCUAAACAGCCAGUGUGAUAUUUUCGGGCGCUGCACCUGUAAGGCAGGAGUGACAGGCGAGAAAUGUGACCGAUGCAAGCCUGGCUUCCACACCCUCACUGAGGCUGGCUGCAGGAGACAGGGCUGUCAUUGUGACCCUGCGGGCACCAGCCGUGGAUGUGACACAGGGGAGCAAUGUGUGUGCAAAGCCACUGUUACUGGAGAGAGAUGUGACAGAUGUAAGCCUGGAUACUAUAACCUUGAUCCGUCUCGAGCAGAAGGUUGCAUACAGUGCUUCUGUAAUGGAUAUUCUUCCAGCUGCACCAGUUCCAAUAAGUACAGCGUGCACAAGAUCACCUCUUCCUUCCAGAAAGACACAGAAGGUUGGAACUCAGUGUUAAGAGAUGGAACUCCUGCCUCUGUGCCAGUGCGCUUGUCUCGCCACCAGAAAGAAGUGUACUUGGCAUCGCGACACCAGACGCCACUAUACUUCAGUGCGCCAGAACGGUACCUGGGAGACCAGUCUUUGAGUUACGGACAAACGUUGACCAUAAGUUUCCGUGUGGAUAGGGGGCGCCACAGAGCAGGAGCUGAAGAUUUGGUGCUGGAAGGUAAUGGGUUAACUGUUACUGCCCCACUUACAACUUCAAGAACCGCCCUUCCCUGCCGGCUGCCGCAGACAUACACAUUCAGACUGGAUGGGCUCUCUGGUAGUCCCUGGACACCUCAAAUAAGCCACUUUGAUUUCCGUCGCCUGUUGAGUAAUGUGACUGCACUAAGAAUCCGUGCCACCUAUGGGGAAUACAGUACUGGGUAUCUUCAGUCUGUAAACCUUGUAUCAGCUCGUCCUGUGUCCGGUGAAGCUGCACCCUGGGUGGAAAAAUGUGUUUGUCCCACUGGCUACCAGGGAAAUUUCUGUGAGAAGUGUGCGCCAGGGUACCGCAGAGAUUCCACUGGGCUGGGGUCUUUGAGCUCAUGUGUGGCCUGUAAUUGCCAAGGUGGAGGACUGUGUGAUCCAGAUACUGGUGACUGUUACUCCGGAGAUCAAAAUCUUAACAAUGACUGUGCUGACUGCCCACAAGGGUAUUACAAUGACCCCCGUGACCUCCAAAGUUGUUUGCCCUGCCCAUGCGGUUCUGGAAUCGGCUGCUUUUUGUCACCAGAGACUCAGGAACCUGUGUGUGAGGACUGCCCUGUAGGACUGACUGGCACCCGCUGCGAGGUUUGUGCAGAUGGAUAUUUUGGAGACCCUCAGGGACAACGUGGGCCUCAAACUCCCUGCCGGCCUUGUGGUUGCAACAAUAACAUUGAUCUCAGGGUGGAGGGGAACUGUGACAGGGUGACCGGAGAGUGCCUGAAAUGUAUUCACAAUACAGCCGGAUUCUACUGUGAUCAGUGCAGAGAGGGAUUUUUUGGAAACCCACUGGACCAAAAUCCUCAGAACAAGUGUAAAGCUUGCUACUGUCACCCAGUGGGUACUGAACAUGUCGGGUGUCAGAAAGAUGGCUCCUGCAGGUGUAAACCCGGGUUUAAUGGGGCCAGUUGUGAUCGCCCUCAAUGCCCCAGCUGUUACAGCCAAGUCAGUGAAAAGCUCAAUUUGUACAAAACGUAUCUCCAAGAGAUCUCCAGCUCAAACAACAGCCAGUCCCCAGCAAGUGGGGAGCUGAAUGCGCGAAUGAAAAAGGCAGAGGAGGCCGCACGAGCACUUCUGACCGAGGCUGAAUCUACACACGGUGCAGAGCUCUCUCUACAGAGGAAAAUAUCUGGGCUUCAGGGAACUGAGUCAGAGUUGCAAACUCUCCUACAACAAGCACGAGGUUCACUGCAGGCAGCGCAGUCCCAGAGCAGUCAGUACCAUGGACAGCUGCAGGACACAAGGCGGAAAAUGGAAAUCUCACGGCAGCAGCUUGAGGGGGGCCAGGCCGAACUAGCACGCAUGCAAUUUUCUACCUCAAAUUUGGAUCCCGGUGCCUUCUCCCAACUCAGCCAGGAAGCUGAAACAAUUGCAAACAGGCUGGCGCAGGAAGCUCAGAUUGUGACGCAGUACGCUACGGAAGCGCAGGGCGAUACACAGAGAGCACUACAAAUUCUACGCAAUGGUAACGUGGACCCAGAUUCUGAAGCAAGAUUGAGAACAAGGUUAGAGGAGGCUCGAACCCGUGCCAGUGCACUGGAAAAUGAGGCUAUUCAGUCUGCCGCAGCUGCAGAAAGGGCUCACCAGGACAGCCUACAGACCGCUCGUGCCGUGGCACAAGCAGCUCGCAUGGACUCCGUUAGAUUCCAGGAGGAGCUGGAACGUCUGGGAGGGGAAUCUACAGCAUUAAGGAGCUCAGUGGAAUCAGAACUGUCACAGAGCAAAGAUCUGCAGAACAAAUUCCGCAUCUGGGAACAAGAUGGAGAGCAGCAGCUCCAGGAAGGGAGAGUGAAUAAAGUGCUGGCGGACCAGUUAUUGUCACGAGUUAAUGCUGCCAAAACCAGGGCAGUACAGGCCAUGAACACUGGGAACAGCAGCUAUUAUGAGAUUGAGGGUAUCCUGAGUGAUCUGAAAGGAUUUGGAGACAAAGUGGGGCAGCGACGCAGUGAGGCGGAAGCCGCAAUGCAGCGUCUCCCUGGGAUUCAACGUAGGGUUCAAGCAGCCACAGAUAUGACCGAAAGGGCAGAGACCUCACUUAAAGGGGCAGAAAGAGAUUCUGGCAUGGCCGCUGGCAAUGCCAGGGAGGCACUGAGCAUAACGACAGCCGUACAGAUGGACAUGCAGCAGAUGGGCCGAGACACUAACAGCUCAGCAGAACUUGCUCUUGCAUUGGAACGUGAUCUUGCAGAACUACGCAGAAUGACUAUAGGCACCGGUGGCGACCUGGAGACCAGGAUGCAGGAUGCUGAGAGGGACAGUGCAGCAUCAGAAGGGAUUGUAAAAAACGCCCAGGAGUCUGAAACCGGAGCUUUGGAUGCUAACAACGCUGUGACAGCGACGCUCCGUGCCUUGGAUCACGUACUCAGUCUAAUAGAUCAGCCUAUAGGGAUUAAUGAAGAAAGGCUGAAUUCACUAGAGAGCAGUCUAAACGCAGCACGUACCCAGGUGUCUGGACGCCUCAGGCCGGCUGUAACUGAUCUAGAGAUGGCAGCUGAGCGACAGAGAGGAAGGAUCCUUGGUCUGGAAACCGAGAUUAGUCAGACCCUGAUUGACAUCCAGAACCUACGGGAUAUCCGCAACAACCUUCCACCUGGGUGUUACAACACCGCAGCUAUUGAGAGACCCUGAGACUGUUCAUGAGACGUAUAUGAGACCUUAUGAAUACACCCAUACUGUGAUAUAUACAAGAAGCCAACAACUAAUAUCCAAUCUUUCACUGAGGUGCUCAACUAGCAAACUGUGAGGCUAUGUUAACCCUUUGCUUGCCGAAGAGAACUACAACGGUAGUCCUAUACAGCAUCUAAGGGGUUAAAAUGGUUGUUACAUGUACCAAAGACAAUAUUGCUUACAAAAUUAUAAAAGCUGAGCAUUAAGAGAGACCAGGCCAAUUUCUCUCAUUGUACUGAAUUUCUAUUUAUUUAUUAUUAAUAAAAUAUGAUAAAACGUU